AUGAAGCUGCUGUUUAUCGCUGCGCUGAUGGUUGUGUGGGUCUCCCCACUGAGAAGCACACCUUGCAAAACAGUCCUACGUGUAAAACAAGAUGCUUUGGAGUAUGCUUGCCAGACCCAAAAAAGACCUCUCCAAAAGGCUUUUGGAAUCAUUCCCAUUCCUUCUGUUAUCAAUGGAGGAAACAGAGGUAUCCUUGGUCUAGGGUUGGGACUUGUGGACAAUGUCGUCAAGCUUGCGGGGGUAAGAAUCCUGGAUGUCAAACUGCCAGAGCUCAACGUGAAAAUGAUGCCCAAUGUUGGACUUCAAGUUACUGUUGAUACCAGUUUUCAGAUCAGUGGGAGUAUAGUCCUUGUUGGAAAUAUUGAUAUCAAAGCAGAAGCUGGUGUUCUUGCAGAUAUGAGAGUCACGAGGACAGAUAGAGGUCUCCCUAUCCUCAGUGUUUCAGCUUGCAAGUCUGUGGUGGGAGGCAUAAAAGUCACAGGUGGACCCUUUGGUUUACUUCCUGGAUUAAUUAAUAUAAUAAAAGGUCAUUUUGAAGCUGUCCUUAGUGAAUUGCUUUGCGUAUCAGUAUCAAACGUUUUCCUGGGAUUUAACGCAAACUUGGGCUUGUUAGUUGGUGUAUCUGCUAUUGGUGGGAACCGUGGAUUACAGUACACCAUGCCUAGCGCUCCAGUCGUGACAGGAGACUACAUGGAUGUGAUUAUGAAUGUGGAAUAUGAAGUGGAUAAGCAGGUUGUUGAAAUACCAAAUGGGGGCAAGGAUUUCACUCUUCCUCCUGAAGCUGGAAAUAAAGAUGCAAUGGUCAACUUUGGUCUCUCACAGGAUUUCUUCAUCUCCAUGUUUACAGCAUUUCAGAGUUCUGGGGGCUUUGACUUUGAAAUCCCAUCAACUUCUGUUUCUGUUAGGACCUAUCUGACAACAUCUGUACUGGGUUCCCACAUACCCGAGAUCAGCUGGAAAUACAAGGAGUCUCUUCCUGUGGACUUGAAGAUAGAGCUCACUCAAACACCAAUUGUUACCCUCGACUCCAACUUCCUGUUAGUUCAGAUUUCUCCAGUUGUGGAAAUGUUUGUGGUGACGGGUACCAUGCGCAAUCAGCACCUAAUGACUCUCAAUGUGGGAGCUAGCUUGAUCGCCAAGUUGAAUGUAUCAAAAGGGAAGAUUAUGACAUCAGUAGGACUGCAAGGGUAA
Nanorana parkeri is the source of this 1191-nucleotide messenger RNA. It is a transcript of the gene BPIFB2, whose product is annotated as BPI fold containing family B member 2. The transcript has 11 exons. The record is from RefSeq and is a predicted model, not a curated record. Gene Ontology annotation, molecular function: lipid binding. NCBI's taxonomy places the organism in Eukaryota, Metazoa, Chordata, Amphibia, Anura, Dicroglossidae. The coding region runs from base 1 to 1191 and encodes 396 amino acids.